UGCCUGCUUGCACGUCGCGCAAAAAACAGCAGCGGCGGCCGUUGGGGGAAGAGAGUAAAUAGAGAGAGAGAAACCUCAAGAUGGCUGACUCGCUGGGCUCCGCUCACCUCACCGGAGCUGCUACUGCGGUAGCCCCGGCGGUCGCCUCCGUCAAAAGCCCGCUCGCCAAGCCGACGGAGCCGAAGGGAGCCCCUGACAACCGCUCCCAGUCUUCCCGGGAUUUCAACCCGCCGCCGCCCAAGAAGAUCCGAGUCGAGGAGAGGAGCGUUAAACCCAAAAAACUCAGUAGGGAAACAGCAGUUGGAGGCAACGGUAGCGGAAAAGAGAAACUCCAGCAGCCCACGAAGCAGCAGCAGAGUUACGGCAGCAGCAGCAGCGGCAGCAGUACGGGCUUGUGGAGCUUCAGCCCAGUGAAGACGAGCAGCAGCGGCAGCAGCAGCAACCCCCCGGUGCCUGCUACCGGUGGAGCUCAAACACCGACAAACACGCAUAAAGUCUUCAAACAGAGCGACUUCUUCCUCCACAAAGCGCCUUGCUCCUCCAAACCCAAGAAACCGAGCAAAGAUAAACGGCGGGAGAAAGACAGGGAGAAGGGGAAAGGAGGCGGAGAGGAGAAAAAGAAACAUAAACUACUGGUGACCUCCGGACCCGGGAGUAACGUUACCAACAACGAUAUCAGCAGAAUUAGUAACACUUCUGCGGUGAGGAGAGAAAAUGGGGAGGUCAUGUUGCCACCUAAAGAGCACUCCAGCAAGGCGCAAGAGAGGGAGCGGGAGGAGAGGGAGAAGAAGAAGGUCAAAGACAGAGAGAGGGAGAAGGAGAAAAAGAAGCAUAAAGUGAUAAACGAGAUCAAGAGGGAGAACGGAGAAGUCAAGCAGCCCAUUAAAGAUGAAAAAGAGAAAGCCAAGAUCAACUCUGAGGAGCUGCAAAUCAAAAAAGUGAAGAAGAAAAAGAAGAAGAAACACAAAGAGGGGGAGAAGCACAAGCGAGUGAAGAUGUACCACCGCUCCUGCCAGACUAUUUGCGCCGGCUUGCUUCUGCUCCCUCCAUCCUCUCCACCUCCCACCUCCUCUCCCUCAUCCUCCAAUCCCUCUCACAACUCCUCCCUGUCUCCAUUCAAGUCUCCUCUACCUGUCUACCCUCCACCCAACAACAAAACUGCACAUCAUUUACCUUCCUCUCCUACUCUCACCCCCAAAUCUCUCUUAAACUGCACCACACCUCAGCCUUCCCCAACCAAACUCUCGCCGCAGUGCAGCUAUCCCGGCAUGGCUGGCCUGGAGUUUGCUCCCUACAUCCACAUAGAGCACCAGCCGAAUGGAGGGGCCCUGGUGGCCCAUGCCUACACGUCCCAGCUGUCCUCACUCUCCAUGGGCCAGAGGCAGAGAUUUGCCCAGGAGUUUGUCACCUUGGCUUUCAGCGAGGACUCGUCACAGGCAGCUCAUUACGUCAUGGGAAUCGUCCACGGAGAAGCCAGCUACCUGCCGGACUUCUUGGACUACUUCUCAACCAAGUUCCCAUCAGCUCCGGUCAAAAUGGAAAUACUGGGAAAGAAGGACAUCGAAACCACCACUAUGGUUAAUUUCUACUCUCAGGUGAAGAAAACGUACAGCAAUGGUACAUACAGAGCCGGGGCAAUGAGACAGAUCAGCCUGGUGGGAGCGGUGGACGAGGAGGUCGGGGAUUAUUUCCCAGAAUUCCUCGGCAUGCUGGAGGAGUCGCCCUUCCUGAAGCGGACUCUCCCAUGGGGAACGCUCUCCAGUCUGAGGCAGAUGAAUCCCACAGAGAGCGACGACGGUCCCAUAAUGUGGGUCAGACCAGGAGAACAGAUGAUACCUGUAGCUGAUAUACCAAAGUCCCCCUUUAAAAGAAAACGCUCCACCAACGAGGUGAAGAACCUGAUGCAGUCGCUGCCCAGGACCAGCGAGCCCAGAGAGAUGCUGUUUGAGGAUCGCACUCGGGCCCACGCCGAUCACAUCGGUCAGGGCUUUGAACGACAGACCACAGCAGCCGUGGGGGUGCUGAAGGCUGUGCGGGCCGAGGACAGCUCGGAGCCUCCUCGUGUAACCAAAGACGUCGUGUGUUUCCAUGCUGGUGAUUUCCCUCAAGUCGUUCAGAGGCUGCAGUUGGACCUGCACGAACCUCCACUGUCUCAGUGUGUGCAGUGGGUGGACGACGCCAAACUGAACCAGUUACGUCGCGAGGGCGUUCACUACGCACGCAUCCGCCUGUGCCACAACGACAUCUAUUUCAUCCCUCGCAACGUGGUCCACCAGUUCAAGACCGUGUCGUCUGUCUGCAGCCUGGCGUGGCACGUCCGUCUGAGACAGUACCACCGUGGAGAGGGAGAGGAGGAGGAGGAGGAAGAGGAGGAGGUUAACGUGAAGGAGGAGGAGCAGGAGGUUGAGUUGAAGGAGGAGAGGAAAGCAGUGGAGGAGAAAGAGGAGGAGAGGAGAGAAAAGAAAAAGGGUGAGAAAGGGUUGAAGGAGAGGAUAAAGGAGGAGGAGGAGGAGGUGGAGGUGGCAGAGAACAGGACGUUGCUGACUGUCAAAAAGGAGGAAGAGGAUCAACAUCCACCUCUCCUGUCUCAGCCUGCUCUCGCAGUGGACUCGAACAUGAGCGGCGCUAGAGACAAAGAGGUGGAGAAGGAGAGCGUGAAAGAUGGAGGAAAACCCAAGCAGCAGGAUUCACCUCCUGCUAAGGUGAAAGCAGAACUUCCUGCGUCUCCUCCCUGCAAGAAUAAAUCACCUUCACCUCUCUCUCCAACCCCUCAUCAUCCUCAUCAGGACACAAAACCCAAAGCAUCAAAGCACCUUCAUCAUCGCCACCAUCACCAUCAUUCGGAUAGCAGAAUGACAUCUUCCUCCUCUUCAGCUCCUAAAUCACCCGUCUCUAAAUCUUCCUCUUCUUCCGCUGUUCGCUCCUCUCUUGCAGCUCCCAGUCCAUCUUCUACCUCUUCUUUGUCUCUUGCUUUGUCCACAUCUUCCUCUGUGUCAACAACUGCUACAUCGACUGCUGCUCCCAAGCCUGCAGCAGACUUAUCCACAGUUUCUUCGACUUCCCAGCUGCCUUCCUCCUCUUCGUCAGACCAACCGAAAGACUCGCUUCGCCUGAAAUCAGACGUCCCUUCUGACACACGGACACAGGAGGUCGGAACGUCACACGCAUCACCUGGUGUGGAUGUACAAACCUCUGCAAGCUCACAAGCCGACACACGGACACACACAGUCGCUCGAACAGCGACGGACUCACGGACGCACACACUCCAAGAGAGGUGGACUCACAGUGUGGACGCCAGGACGUCUGCAGAUCCACAGAUGCAUCUGCCGCAGGACAAUGCGAGGCAAGGACUUUACAUGCAGCAAUACACACCCCAGCAUCUCCCACCGCCGCCUCCUCACCUCCCUCCCAUGCUUCCCCCGUCUUUCUCCCCGCUCCUGCCACACUCCCACCUCCCUCACAGACCACCGAUGCUCCCCCCGAAUCCACUCCCUUCUCAGCAGCCCCAACCUCUGAACUCUUAUCUCAGUCAGAAAGCACCACCACACUCAGUCAACAUGCACCUGCACCACCAACCAAACAUCACCGCGCAGUCUCAGCCGUACUACCAGCCUCCGCUGAUCGCCGCCCCUCACCAACCAAACACUCCCCUCACCAGCUCCCAGUCGCUCCCCCCUCACCUGUCUCACCAUCAGUUCACCCCGCACGCCAACACCUUCUUCCCCCCUCAGCAUCCCCACUUCUCUCCUCACCACUUCCUCCCACCUCAGUCUUACCUCCCUCAGCCGCCCAGCUCUUACCCGCUACGACCACAAUACCAACCUCAGUCUUACCCUCACCCGCCUCCUCCUCCUUCCUCCUCGCCGCCUCCCCCUCCACCUUCUCUUCCACCUCCUCCUCCUCCUCAACCCUCCCCUUCUGUCCGCCUCUCUCCCCCGAAGCAUGAAGAGGAGCAGAAACAGAUUUUAUAGUAGUUUUGUACAUACUGAUGCUGUUUUUAAAUGUAAGGUUUUAUUUUGGUUGUGUUGUAAAACGAUGUAUAAAGGAAAUAACGAGGCAGACGGUGUAUCGGUAUGAUCACAGUUUGGUAGUCUAUGAAGCAGAGUUGGACUUAACUCACCCCAGACCUCUCCACUGGACUGGUUUAGAUUGUACUGAACUCUUUGGUUGUACUCAGAAAUACUGAGAGUUGCAUUUGUCAGUAGUUUUGGCCUUCAGUCACGUACGGCUGCAUCAGUUUUGACUUUAAAGAUAUUAUUCAGGCUCGAGGUUUGAAUGAGCUCACUCGCCUGCCAAACUGCUGUCCGGUUCUGUUGUUUGAAGCGAGCCGUCAAAGGAAGGAAGGAAAGAUGGUAAAAUUCUGCUUUGAACGACUUUGUGUCAGAUAUUUAUAUAAAAAGGUCAUCGUGAUGACCUUUUUGUGAAACUUGCAGCUAAUGCUUCCAUUUUUGUGGCUUUUUCCUAGUAUAUUUUUUGUGCCCAAGACUGUUUCCGGAAUAAUGAUGGGUCAAAUCACAUUUCCUCCUCUAUAUUGUACAGAUAAACCUUAGUCAAUACAGGAUGUCACAGUAUGUUUCCCUGAUAUUGUAUUUUGAGCAAUAAUGCUCUGCAAUAAUCUGCUGAAUAUUAGUACAAAUGCAUUUUCCCAUCAUUGACACGGUGACUGCAAAUAUCAGUAUUUUUAUUCUGAUUUCAGAGCUAUUGAUAAAAGAUAGUAAUGUCCUGUUGAAUUAGCUCCAGUGUUUUAUUGUCCAGGAAAAAUAUUAGUGCAGUUUUAAUUGCCCCCCCCCCAUGGCAAUUAUAGUACGCUACAGAGUGUAGCAGCACCAUGAAGAGAGUCACAGUUUAAAGGAAUAGUUUGACAGUUUGGGAAAUGUCUUUAUUUUACGAGAGUUAGAUAAAAAGCUUGAGGCCACUCCUGUAUGUGCGGUAAAUUGCUGGAGCCAGUAGUCGCUUAGCUUAGCUUAGCUUAGCUUAGCAUAAAGACUGGAAACACUGCAGUCUUGUCAACUCUACAAGUUACUGCUCCUGGUCAGGAAAUAGUCUGGCACAUAACCUGCUGCAAAACUGCUGGUGUUGUGGUUUUCUCCUUUCUGUAAAGUCUUCUCGAGCUUUGAAUUUAUAACCACCACUAAAAGAUUUGAACUUAACACCAUGACACAAACAAACAAACAAAACUCUAUUUCCAAAGUACAGUGUGUUUAAAUCUUUGGAUUUGCAGACAAGCAUGAUAAAGAUCUGAAAAAUCGAAGGCAUUUGAAGCUGUGCUCUUGACAGCUGCUGGAAAAAUCUAUCAACAAAAGGACGAACUUGGUCCACUCCAAACUGCAGGGCCAUGCCUGACCAAUUUAGCACCCUAGGCAAGAUAUUUGCUGCCUCACGCCAAUUUUUUCCUCCAACAUGAAUCCUGUCGGAUGUCACCUAAAUGGGAGUGACCCUUGUGCAGGUUGAAGUGAAGGGCUUUGAGAUUGCUUGGCCCAGACUGGAGAAGAACCUGCAGAUGGCACUAUGUUGCUUCGGUGGCGUCUUAAGACGAUGUUUAAAGGUGCGAGCUAUGUGAUCAAUUUCUUGUUCUCCUUGGUUCAUUGACAGCAGAACAAGCUCAGCACAGCCCCAGAAUUCACACAAGUCCUUGAAAACGGCCUUGUCGAGGCUUUUAAAAGUUCCUGGGGAGAUAUCAAAAUCAGCUCCCUCAACCUCGGCCCAUAUCUUAUUGAAAAGGCGGUCAGUGGUGACAUAGAGGUCUUCACAUCUUUUGUUGACCUUAGCUUUGUUAAAGACCCUUGUAACCAGCUUGUCAACAAGUAUUUGGACAGAGAGUUUGUUUGUCUCUGUCUCUAAAUCCUGGCCUGGUGGUAAAUGGAGCACCAGUUCAGCACCUGUCUCCGGUACUGUGACUGCGGGUGCUGGUGAGGUUGAUUCAGUGGCAUUUAAAGCCUUCAUGACAUUGUCAUAAUGGAUGCCGGUCUGAUAUGUCAUCCACCACCUCAGCAGUACGCCACACUGUCCUGGAAGUAGCCCUCCCGAUGACGGCCAGUGUAUUUUUAAAUGGUCCAAGCCGACUAAAUGACUCUUGAGUCAUCCCCUCGAUGGUGUAAUCAGAAAGGAGACUCCCCAGUGCCUCUGUGAAAACUAGGUCUCUACCUUCAGCAAUAUGUUGGAGUUUUUUUUUUUAACUGCAAGGCUUCAUCUCCAUCUGGCUGUUUCUCACCACCCUCUGGUCGGAGCAGUUCAGAGACAGAGUCAGCCAAGGAUUGCAGUCAUUCUCUGCUUUUCACUUUGCUGUUGGGUGAGAAUCUUCUCUUAAGAUUUCUUGCGGCACGAUGUAUCAACUGUUUAGCAUACUGUUUAACCAACAGAAGCGUUAUCUUGGGUCCUGGGCUUUUAUUUGCCCUGACUGCUGCACCAGCAAACUCGCUGGUGUCACUCAGGACACUAUCACUCUCCUGGUAGGUGUCACAUAGCAGCACAUCACGCUCAGCGUCAGAGGCAUCAUCCAAUAAAAUAUUUAGGACAUCUCCCAGCUCCUUUGAUACUGUUUUCUGGGCUUGAGAUUUUUUACUUUCCGCGCUGUCCUCUGAUUGCCUUGAGUCAGUCUCAGGGCUUCUUACCUGUACAGAUGAUGAACUGAAGCGCUCAUCAUCAUCGUCCCCUCCCACACAUCGUUUGUGUGUGGGAGGGAGAUGCACUUGAGGCUGCAUCACUUGGUGCUGAGGUGGAUGAGGUGGCUGCAGUUACAUUAGUAGGCCCAGGAUUUCCAAAGAUGGGGGACAAAUACUUCAGAAGUGCAUCUAAAAAGAGGAGAUACGUGUAUUUGACAAACUGGGCUUUUACAAUAUAUAAUUAAUCAAAUAGCAGUUGAUUGUGAAAUCAUCAUGGCAUAACCAUAAUAGCACCUAACAUUACAGCCUGCCUUGAUCUAAUGACAUUUUAAACACAGCAAACAGCCAAAAUAUAAAAAAUGCCAACUGUAACAUCACAAAUUGCACAAAUCUGAAAAUUGGAAAACAUAAAUAUACAGUAUAUGAAUAUAUGCCUGGUUGGUAAACAGUGAGUGGUUUGUGCAGCAGCACACUAAACAUUAAAAGAAACAAUAGGCCAAUAUAUUAAAUUAUGUUGCUUAUUCAUUCUUUCUUUCCAGCUUUCUCUAAGAUGGGAGCAACAUUAACUGACAUUAACUCGAGCUGAAUACUGAAAGUAUUCCUAAAACAAAUGGCUAAUGAAGUCGCAGUAACAUUGACGUUACGUAGUAGUAGCCUAACCGCUAAUCAUUAGCGGCUAAUGAGCUGAGUUUAGCUCGCAAGUGCUUAAGUGGACCAUGGCAAAAUUGAUGCUGCCUGCCAGAGAGGCAGAAGGAUGCCAGGCAGGCAGAACUUUAAAUUAGAAACAUUAUUUCAUUAUUAUUUAAAGACGUAUGGCUAUAUGUGCUGUUGUUGUUGUGUAGUGUAUUCUUGUCUUAUUUUUCGAAUAGAAUGGGGAAGAAAAACAACAACAAUAACAAAAAACCCUCUGGCAUGCUGGCGCCUAUAGCAUUUGCGUAACCUGCCCUAUGGGUGUCACGGCCCCGGUCCCUAACCAGGUGUAAUUUUUACACUUGCGUGUUAGUUAGUGAGCUCUAAACCUGCUGUCAGGUGGAUUUUUACUAGCUGGGGGUAAGCUAAGCUAACCUGCUGCUACUGAUAGCUUCAUAUUUACCAUACAUACAGGCAGAGUGGUAACAGUCUGACUCUCUGAGAAACAACAGUGAAUAUUUCCCAAAAUGUCAAACAACUGUGUAAGUAUGGCGCUUAUCUUGUACCAGUAGCCCUCUACACCAGUGGCAGAGCUCUUAGUGUAACUUUGCUGUGUUCCUCAGCGUCUGUUGGAUGUGUACCAGGGUCUCCUAAUUUUGGAAACGGAGCACUUGACUGUUCAGCCAAGGACGAAUUCGACCCAGCCAAGGCUGCUACACAGACUGGCCUUCAGAGUCUCAGGAAUAAAAAUAUUCAGGACACAUCCACAAAUAUAUUGGUCUCCUAAAAAAAGAAAACAAAAAACUAAAUCUUUGUUACCUUUUAAGGUAGUAGUUCAGGGUUCAAUCUGCAACAUGAUGUUAGUACCUAUGCAGCUACAUUAAGAGCUCGCCAUGACUAAACUUUUGAUCUCACAGCAUCUGGAUAAAAAUAACAACGAGCAGAGCAAUAUCACACAGAUGCAGGAGGUCAAGACGUCCCAGAUGUGACUCAUUACAGCACUUUGUAACAUUAAUAUAUCAGCAGCUGUUUAAAUACAGUUUAUGUUAUUGGAGCCACUAAUUACGUCUGAUUAUCAACAGGGCAAUUUCAAGUUCUUCCAAGACUAUUACUUUAAAGUUACUUUAAAGUGCACCAGUUCACCUCAAAAUUAAAAGUACAUAUUUUUCCUCUUACCUGUAGUGCUGUUUAUUAUCUAGAUUGUUUGAUUGAUUGAGUGUUGGAGAUAUCAGCCGUAGAGAUGUUUGUCUUCUCUCCAAUAUGAUGGAACUAGAUGGCACUCAGCUUGUGGUGCUCAAAGCUGCAAAAUAAUCCAUAGGUAAACUCAACAGCAAUGUCUCUUUCCAGAAAUUAUUAUUAUUAUUACUCAAGAUAAUCCACGAGUGAUCAGAUUGCGGAUAUUGGAUUGGAUCAAGCCCUGAAAAUGGGCUCAUGAGACCCUAAAAAAGAGGGUGGAUCAUGGGGAGCACCACCAGUUGGUCCAGGAGCUUCUCCCCCAUGAUGGUCGUUUCCAGGCAUAUUUUAGGACGACUGGGGGACAGUUUGACAACCAGCUGUCUAUCGUCGGGCUGUAUAGCUCUGGGUAUCCAACAACCACUACCACUGGUUUCUCCUCCAUUGUUUACCAACUGUAAACUUGUUGUCAUGACCACCACAGAAGGCCUGUCUUCGACAAUGGGAAAAAAAGAUGACAUGGGGCGUUUUUCUGCUCUGAGUUGAAGGUUUUUCAAUUCCAGGAGUUCAGAGUGCUCCGGCAAAACCCCCUGGUGCUUAGAGCGCAGAAAUGCAAGGCACAUCGCAACGCAAAGACAGCAAGCAAAAAGCUUCAUUCUCAUCAAAAACAACUACAAAGAGCCACCCCCAGCUGCUAAAAUGCUUUCUGUGUGAUCAGGGCUCAGGGAUCAAAGCUCUCUGUUAGAUUAUCUUUGUUCACACCUGUGGCAAUAAGUGGCAAUUGCAGCAUGUUUUUUGGUAGCCUGUCUACAUUGCAAUAUGCAGUCCCAUGGAUAUCCGGAUUUGGUAAUCUUGAAAAGUCUGUAUCUGGAUCAGGAUGAUCUUAUCUUUUUGAUCCAAGCUUCAAAAGACUGGCACAAAAGUAAGAUGGAUCAGCUGAUCCUGCACAGCAAAACAUGGGAUUUCCAAAUCUGGAUCGUCCUUAUCUCUACUAAAUUUUUUUUAACUGGGCCCAGGUUAUGAUUUCUGGAAAUGGACAUUGCUCUUUGCUCUUACAGUUUUUCAAAUGUAUUAUUUUGCUGCUUUGUGCACCACAAGCUGAGUGCCAUCUAGUCUCCUUAUAUUAGAGAGAAGGCAGACAACUCCAACACGUCAACUCAUGCUUAAACAAUGUAGAGCGAUAAACACCACUACAGAUAAGCAGAAUUAUAUGAAUUUUGAUUUUGGGGUGAACUGUCCUUUUAAUAAUUCAGGCAUCACAACUCCUAUGAAAACUUUGUUUUUUAUUCUUAAUGGAAACAUGCUCCAGGACACAGAAGGUACACUGUCGAGAGUUCAUUCCCAAAGCACUAUUUAUCUAUUUAAUUGAAGUCCAGUUUCUCUGCAGUGUGUCUAUGAAAUGUUCUAUUUAUCAACCAGGGACUGAAGUGACCUCUUGUGUUUAAAAACCACAAUAAAUUAUUGACAUUCUGUUUUUUGCGACAACUAUGAAUAUGUUUCUCCAAGUGGUGAAUAUCUGAUUUUUAAAUCCAGACUCUUCUGUCUCACUUUGAUGUUGAAACUUGAUUUCUUCUUUGUCAUUGAUGUCUUGAUUUUACUGUCGAUAUUGGAGUACAGCCCACUUGCUCAUGUAGCCCACAACAUUUCCCCAGUGCCUGUCCUUAACUGUGAACUACUAAAUGGUCCCGAGCCGUGUAGAGACGGAGUUCUGUCCUUUCAUGGGAGUUUUUAGAAGCCUCAGUUUCAAGUUUUCACUGGAAAACUUAAAGAGCCUUAAAUUGGUCUCUAAAGCCGCUGAAAACUUUCCAAAUAUCUGCGGCACAAGUUGGGAUGAGUCAAACUCUGUGGCUUGGUGAGACGAUGUCCUAAAAGCAGGGUUGUGUUUUUAAUGAUUAGUCUCACCGCAGGCCUGGAAAAUCCUGGAAUAUUAAACCUUGAGCUCUCUUAAGGACCUCCUUUCAGAGACAGAACUCUUGGCUCUGCGGCUUUGGGGAGAGCGAGGUGACGAUGAAGCACUUGAUGCCAGUUGCAAGGCGCUCUGCAGCUCUUUUUAUCUUUUUGGGUUUCAGAUGUUACCAAAAAAACCAAAACAAAACAAAAAAAACACCCCUGACAGGAACUUCUAUAUUUUUUGUACAAAUGUGACGAAAUUAUGGUCGAAAACAAAACAAGUCUUCAGGGGCCUGGCGUUUGGUUUCACAGAGUUUAUUUAUCUCAAAGUUUUUUGGUUUGUUUGUUUUUUCUAUUUUGUUUGUGUGAUUUUUAACUGUCAGCACUGUAGUGUACAUAAGAAGUUUUGUAAAGAGGAAAAAACUUGUAGUGUGGUUUCUACUUUAAAUAUGAGCCUAGCUAAUAAAAGGUUCAAUGUAUGGAAAA
Epinephelus fuscoguttatus (brown-marbled grouper) is the source of this 10781-nucleotide messenger RNA. Its product is annotated as lysine-specific demethylase RSBN1L-like. The transcript is spliced from 9 exons. Bases 81 to 3971 code for a protein of 1296 amino acids. The record is from RefSeq and is a predicted model, not a curated record. NCBI's taxonomy places the organism in Eukaryota, Metazoa, Chordata, Actinopteri, Perciformes, Serranidae. Gene Ontology annotation, cellular component: nucleus.